This is a messenger RNA of Brassicogethes aeneus, 1752 nucleotides long. NCBI's taxonomy places the organism in Eukaryota, Metazoa, Arthropoda, Insecta, Coleoptera, Nitidulidae. The record is from the annotation of a GenBank genome assembly.
UUAGUUUAAAUCUAACCUCGUAAGCGAUACUAACUUUAAUAAGUAUAAGUAAUUAUUGGUAAUAAUAAUAUAUAUUAUAUAGUGAUCAAAAAUAUUAAAACAAAAUGGAUAAGUAUGAUACUUAUGAUGAAUUCAAAGAAAAGUGUAAAGUCGCGAAUCUGGAAAACGAAUGUGAGGCUGUUAAAUUAUUUUUACGCAAAAAUGACGUGAGGGUGAAUCCUCACAACUCAAAAAUAAUCGAAUUUUUCAAAGACAAAAAUAUUUUUAUCACCGGAGCCACUGGAUUCCUAGGAAAAUUGUUACUAGAAAAACUACUAAGGGCCUGCCCGAACCUAAAUAGUAUUUAUGUGUUAGUACGGCCGAAAAAAGGAAAAACAAUGGAAGAACGCGUCGAUGACAUCUUUAAAGACCCUGUGUAUUUUCCCCUACAAGAUAUUUUUCCAAAGUAUAGGGAGAAAGUGCAUGGAAUACAGGGGGAUAUUAGUUUUCCAGAACUUGGGAUGAGUGAAAGGGAUAGAAAAUUUUUAAGUAAUAAAAUAAACGUGAUUUUCCAUGUAGCAGCCACUACAAAAUUCGACGAGUUCAUAGGUCAAGCAGUUGCUAUAAAUGUUAAGGGAACCAAAGAGGUAGUAAAACUAGGGAAACUAUGCGUAAACCUAAAUUCCCUGGUAUACGUAAGCACAGCUUUUUCGCAAUGCACGCAGAAACACAUGGAAGAAAAAUUCUACGAUCCGCCAAUAAAUUCUGACCAAUUGAUAGGACUGACUGAAAAACAUUCGAAACCAGAACUAGAGAAAAUGUUGACAUUUUUGUUGGGACAGUGGCCUAACACUUACUGUUAUACCAAAGCUGUAGCUGAAGAUGUGGUGAAAAAUACCGCGAAAGAUAUAAGGGCGUGCGUUUAUAGGCCUUCUAUAGUUGUUUCGACAUACCAAGAACCGCACAUAGGUUGGAUUGACAACAUGUUUGGACCUAUAGGAGCCUUGGCGGGCACUGGGUGCGGUUUAUUAAGAGUAUACUGCGCCGACGAAAAAGUGGGUGCCGAAAUGGUACCCGCAGACUACGUAACUAACGGUAUGAUCACUGCAGCUUACAAAACAGCCCAGCAAAAAGUCGAAAGUGAGCCUAAGGUGUAUAACUUUGUAUCUGGAAGACAAAAUAAGGUUACGUGGGGAGAGUUUAUGGAUUGGAAUAAAAAAGACUGCGGGGAUGUGUUUCCUAUGAGAGCUAUAUGGUAUUUUUCCCUUAUGCUGACUAAGCAUGUGUUUAUGUUCAAAUUUUUGUCGUUCUUUUUGCACACAUUACCAGCAGUGUUAAUGGAUAUAGUGUUAAAAAUCUAUGGAAGUAAAAUUAGUAUGAUGAAAAGUUACGAAAAAAUUGAAAAAUUUAUGUUGGCAACCAAAUUUGUAUCGUGUAGAGAUUGGUCGCACACUGAUGAUAACACAAGAGAGUUGUGGGAAUCUUUGAAUGACAGUGAUAAGAGAGCCUUCCCAUUUGAUAUAAAAAAUUUAAACUGGAAAAACUAUACAUUAACUAUAGCAGCCGGAGCUAGAACCUUCUUGCUUAAGGAGAGUUGGGGUAAUCUAGCUCAAGCUAGAAAAAGGCGUAAUAUGUUUUAUGUGCUUCACCAGCUUGUCAAGCUGACCUUUGGACUUCUAUUCUUUAGGAUAGUAUACAUGAUCUUUACCAUGUUUUACUAGUUAAAUAUUUGUUUUCUUAUUUUUUUUUGUAUGUACAUAAAGGUAUAAGAGG